AAAGUGCUCCUAUCAUGACCUCAUCCGUCAUCAUGAAACUGUAAUUUCACCACCACAACCAACAAAAAUAUAAAGGACCCAUAACUCCAGAGACCCAGACUAAAAUCUUCGUCGCUCCAUUGCAGAGAAUUCAAUUUGGUUUUGAGAAAGGAGAGGAGAGGAAAACAGAGGAAGAAGAAAAGAUGGGUAGCUUAGAAGAAGAACAGCUCGUUCAGAUGGUCUACGAUUUCAUUGAAUCAGAAUCACCUUCUUCCACCUCUUCUUCCUCUUCAGAAAACCAACCUCUUCAUCAUCAAUCUGCAUACCUCACUUUACAGGAACUUCUAGGGACUGUUAAAGAUUCUGAGUUUCAUAUACUUGAAAAGGUCCUGAAGUACCUGAGAAAUAUAACUGCUGGGAAGGUUGCUAAUCUGAACAAAUGGAUAGUAAUGAGGUUGAGAAUGGAUGGAUAUGAUGCUUCUCUAUGUAAAACUUCCUGGGCUACCACCUGCAACUGUCCUGGAGGUGAUUAUGAAUACAUUGAUAUUGUGAUGGAGGAUGAGAAUGGCGGUCCAUUAAGAUUGAUAAUAGACAUAGAUUUCAAAUCUCAGUUUGAACUGGCGAGGCCUACUCCAACUUAUGCACAACUCUCGGACAUUCUUCCUUCCAUCUUUGUUGGAAGUGAAGACAAACUUAACGAGAUAAUCUCUCUCCUCUGCACAGCUGCUAAACAGUCGCUAAAAGAGAGUGGUCUCCAUAUUCCUCCAUGGAGAACAACCAGCUACAUGCAGUCCAAGUGGCUCUCAGAGUGUCAGAAAGUUCCAAUCACACCCUUCAUGACUUUCAGUAGAGAUUUUGACAGGACUAACAAGGAGGGGAAUAACAGUGGUCAUUCCUCCAAUUCUAGCAAAUGGGCACCUCCAAUUGUGAAGCCUAAGAGCAAAGAUUUGGGUAGUGGGUCUGGCUUGUCUAGCCAAUUUUCCAAAAUGAGUAUAGACUGCUGCUAAUUUCAUCUCUGGAUCUGAGUUUAGUUAGAGGAUAUGAAGUGUAAAGUGUUUUUUUUUUUUCUCAGUUUUUAACCCUUUGAAGGAUCUUUUGUUAUAAUGACUUGUAACACUUUUUUGUUUACAGCUAUGAACAUUUUGCUUUUGCUUCUGUAAGUUUGAUCCUUCUCUAAUCAAAAGCUUUGCUGCAAUUUGC
Messenger RNA from Nelumbo nucifera (sacred lotus), 1179 nucleotides. RefSeq lists its product as uncharacterized. NCBI's taxonomy places the organism in Eukaryota, Viridiplantae, Streptophyta, Magnoliopsida, Proteales, Nelumbonaceae. The record is from RefSeq and is a predicted model, not a curated record.